Messenger RNA from Misgurnus anguillicaudatus (oriental weatherfish), 2690 nucleotides. Lineage: Eukaryota; Metazoa; Chordata; Actinopteri; Cypriniformes; Cobitidae. The record is from RefSeq and is a predicted model, not a curated record.
AAACCAGCUUUGAAAUCGCCCAUCACGGGUUUAGUUUUUCAUUGGCUGCAGUGAUGACGAAUCUUUACUGAUCUCAACACCUUGCAACAACAUGAAGACACUUGGUUUAAUCUGUAUUUUGUCACUGGUCAUGAAUCGUGUGUUUAGUGAUACAGUGACAGUAAAUGAAGGAGAUUCAGUUACUUUACACACCGGCGUGACUGAGAUACAGAUGGAUGUUGUUAUCGAGUGGAUGUUUGGACAUGAUCAGGUUCUCAUAGCUGUUAUUAACAGAGCAGCUGAUACAAUCUCAUUGGAUGGAGCUGAUGUGAGAUUCAGAGACAGACUGAAGCUAAACAAUCAGACCGGAGAUCUCACCAUCACUGACAUCAGAUCUGAACACACUGGAGUUUAUAAACUAGAGAUCACUGGAGAGAAGACCACAACAAAAACAUUCAGUGUCAGUGUGUUUGGUGGUACAGGAGGAGUGAAGUCAGUGUCAGUGAUGGAGGGAGAUUCUGUUACUCUACACACUGAUCUUACUGAAAUACAGAGAGAUGAGAAGAUAUUGUGGCUUUAUGAACGUGAAAAUACAGUCUUAGCUCAAAUUAACAGACCAGCCCAUAUCUUUUUUAUAAACCCACAUUUUGCUAAAAAAAGAAUAUUACCCAAACUACAUGUGGAUCACCAGAAAGGAGAUCUCACCAUCAGAAACAUCGGAGCAGCACAGUCUGGACUUUAUCAAGUACACAUCAUCAGCGGCAUGCAUACUAUACAUAAGAGAUUCAAUAUUACUGUUAGUGAUGGAGUUAAGAUGAUAUUAAUAAAGAAAGGAGAUUCUGUUACUCUACACACUGAUCUUACUGAUGUACAUAGCGAUCAUGUGAUGUGGUGGAUCUCUGAUACGGUCAUAGCUGAAAUAGAUGGAAAAGCCAGUAUCUUCUCCAUAUAUGAUGCUGAUGGGAGAUUCGGAGACAGACUGAAGCUGAACAAUCAGACUGGAGAUCUCACCAUCACAAACAUCAAAUCAUCAGAGGCGGGACUUUAUAAUCUUGAGAUAAACUGCAUCAGAUACACCUUACACAAGAUGUUUAUUCUUACCGUCAGUGGUGUACAAAAGAAAGUGUACUCUGAGGGAAAGCCGAUCACUCUUCAUGCUGGUGUUGGUACACAGACAUAUAAACAACUAUUGUGGAAAUAUGAAGACAUUUUAAUAGCUCAUCUUAAGGAAACAGGCCAGACCGAAUUAGCACACGAUGAGAGAUUCAGAGACCGACUUCAAGUAGAUGUUCAGACUGGAGAUCUCACCAUCACAAACAUCACAACUCAUCACGCUGGAGUUUAUCACCUGGAGAUGAAAACUAGCAGACAUACUUUACUAAAGAAAUUUUAUGUUGUUGUCUCUGAACAAGAAUAUGGUCAGUGGAAUACAGUACUCUUAGUAGUUAUAUGGGCUGCUAUAGUACUGUCGGUGGUGAUGUUGUUGAUGGUGCUGAUUUUUUUGCCACUGCACAAGUGCAUGAAUUGAUAAAAUAACAUAAAUGCAUAAAAUUACAAUUUGAUAUACAGAACCAGCGAGAUGAAUUGACUUUGACACACAACACCACCAACCUUAAGUCAUUUUUAUGUGAUUGACUAUUUUCUACAUAAAAUCAUCCUACAAAAUGUAAAGAACAUUCUUGAUAUAAUAUUAAAUAUAAAAAAGGAAUAUAAGUCAUUACAAAUGAAAGUAAAAUCAAUGAGUGAAAUGAGUGAGGAUGAAUUUUGUUGCCACGUACUCUGAGAUUUUUACAGUAUUACAACAUUCUGUUCUUGUUCUUGUCUCUGGAUAUUAUCCACUGUGGGAAUUACACUACUGAUUUUUGUGUUAACAUCAUUAAUGUGAUUGGAUGUACAACUUCUGGUUUUAAAAGCAUUCCUUGACUUAUUCCUCAUUUGUUUGUUUUUUUGUUACUGUUGUGAAGAGAUAAAUGGGGGAUUGUUCAAAAAGAAAUCUGUCAACAAAUUAAAUACAAAUGCCCACAAUAUCCAAGAUGUAAUUCCAUCAUUUUUUUGGUCUUUGGUCUCGUUCUUGUCUUGUCUCAACCCCUCAAUGUCUGGGUCUUGUUUUGGUCUCGGUUUAGGUGGUUUCGACUACGACACUGUGUGAGAGUCAUGGCUUUUAUGUUGCGCCUUUUUUAAAAAAAAACUCCAAAAAGCACAUCCAGUUAAAUGCACUUUAAUAUGCUUUUCACAAACAUAUUUUUUUUUAAAGCCGCUUAAUUCAAAACCAGAAUUAGCAAUAAUUACAAAAAGUAGCCCAUAAGAUUUUAAUGGGUAAAUACAGUAAAUGCCAUGUGAUGUAAGCAUAUCGUUAAAGCUCACUUAAUAAAUGAAGAUCAAAGAAGCGCACACUGAAAACCUUAUGAAGUUGACUUUAAUUGUUAUAUUUAGUAAAUUUUGUUCCUUAAUUCAAUGUAAUUAAUGUUUAAAUGAAAUCAAACUGAAAACUGUCAUAUUUUGUUAUGUUUUAGAAAUGACUUAUCUGUGAGCUUCAUUCAUUUUUUUGCCAGUUUAUUUAAUUUUCCUAAUUUAUUUAAAUUAAUGUUUAAUCUUUUAGGUAAUUUGUUUCUAUCCUAAUGUCCAAAUAUGUACUACACUGUGCCAUCUGCUUAAAUCAUUAAAGAAAAAUACACAAAAAUGUGAAAUGUGUUAUCAUUUAUGAAUAACUU